ACUUCCUGUUUGUAAUCAACUUCCGGUUCGAUAAAAUAUUUAAAAAUACUCACGUUUUAGACCGUUUUUCAUUAACUAGACAUCGUACAGAAUGCCCAAAGUUAAACGAAGUAAAAAACCUCCCCCAGAAGGAUGGGAGUUAAUAGAACCGACCAUAGAUGAACUUGAUCAAAAAUUAAGAGAAGCUGAAACAGAUCCACAUGAAGGCAAACGUAAAGUGGAGGCCAUGUGGCCAAUAUUCCGCAUACACCACCAGAAGUCACGUUAUAUAUAUGACCUCUUCUACCGACGGAAAGCUAUAAGUAGAGAGCUGUAUGAGUACUGUCUAAAAGAGAGAAUUGCUGAUAAAAAUCUCAUUGCAAAGUGGAAGAAACAGGGAUAUGAAAACCUUUGCUGUUUACGUUGCAUUCAGACUAGGGACACAAACUUUGCAACAAACUGUAUCUGUAGAGUACCAAAGGCCAAGUUAGAGGAGGGCAAGAUUGUUGAAUGCGUACACUGUGGAUGUCGGGGAUGCUCAGGAUAGCAAACAACAAACAAUAACAUUCAAACAAACAUUCAACAAACACCUUGUUUACAACAGUCAGAGACAUUGAGAUUAAUAAGAAUUAACUGAUGAAUGACUGCACUGUUUUGUACUCACCUACAGGUGUAAACUUGGUCUCUUAAUGACACUUUUCGGGCCACUUCCCAUCUCUCCAUUAAAGCCUACAACAUGUAUCGGAGCUUGACAUCAUUAGAAACAUGUUUCUUACAAGUUGAUCAUAACCUUUAUGUAUAGAUGAGCCUUGCAAAUGAUGAACUUGGUCUGUGAUAUCAUUGCAGUCUCUUUGUGUUGAUAUUGGAGACUUCUUCUGGCACAACCGAAACACAACAGAUUUCAAUAUUUGCUUGAAGAAUUUGAAACUUUUAACCCUAUUUUAACAAUCAAUUUAAAGUUCCAUUUUCAAUGUCAUAAUUUGACUUGUCAGUUUAAGACAAAAGAUACUGAGUGUAGAUUUGAAAAAAAGAGAAAUUGAAAUUGAUCAAACUUUGAAAUUAUACAAAAAUUCAGCAUUUGACUUGUAUUAAAAUGUAUUGUAGAUUUCACAAAAGAUAAGAUAUUCAAUAUUAAUUGAUUUUGUUCAUUAUACAUUGUAGCUCACUAAAGGUAUUAGUGACAAACUCUAAAUGAAAGGGGUGGUAUCAAUAUGGUGAACUUUUUGAACACACGUUUCUCUUAAACCAUUCAUCAAAAAUUUCUGAAAAUUUUACACAUCGUCAAUUUAAUGGUUAUCUUUUGAAUGGUAAUAAUAUGAUUUGAAAAAAUAUAUAC
Owenia fusiformis is the source of this 1315-nucleotide messenger RNA. NCBI's taxonomy places the organism in Eukaryota, Metazoa, Annelida, Polychaeta, Sabellida, Oweniidae. The record is from the annotation of a GenBank genome assembly.